Molecule: messenger RNA, 2234 nt
Organism: Exaiptasia diaphana
Lineage: Eukaryota; Metazoa; Cnidaria; Anthozoa; Actiniaria; Aiptasiidae
Exons: 2
Coding region: 256-1404 (382 amino acids)
Source: RefSeq, a predicted model, not a curated record
CUCAAAUUUUAAAAAAACCUUGCCCAACUUCACACUCUACGAGCGUCUAGUUCCGGGAAAACGAGGACGCGGAACUUGAGACGACACUUGACAAAGACGCCACGCACUAUUAGUUCCUGGAAGGAUUUGAUCAGGGCUUGCAUAUCUUCGUUUACACGUUCUGCACGUAAACGAUAAAUCCAAGCGUGAAACAAACUGGGAGAUCCAAGCGUGAAACAAACUGGGAGAUCCAAGAUUGAAACAAACUGGGAGAACAUGCCGAACAAGAAAACCGCCGAAGAAAACACGUUUGAUGAAACGGCAAAAGCAAUUCUGGAACAUACAGUCAUGGAGCAUUCUGAAAGACGAACCGAUUCAACUUUUCCAAAAUUUGAACAAGCACUAGAAGAAAUGCCCAGACAAAUAAGAAUGUUUUCUGAAAGUAUGAAAAAACGCUUUGUGGAUCAGGCUCUUCGUAGUGAUCCUGAAUCGUGUGCAAAGUACAAAAAGCUACGAAAUGACACAAAGAACGAUGCCUUGGUUUAUAUCAAUGCUGUUCUUCCCAUUGUCGAAGUGGUGGUAUCCGAGAUUGAAGGUGUAUUUGAGCACUUUAUGAAUCUCAACAACGAGGAUCUAUACAAACAGUUCCAUGGGAUGCUGGAAGAAUUACAAAACUGCAGGCAGUUAUGUGAUAUGGCCAGAUCGAUGAAUGAAAACAUGAUGGUUACAUUGAAGCGGAGGGAAGAUAAAGCUAAGGAAGUAGAGCUGGAAAUCAGAGAGCUGCAGCAAGAGUGCGUAAGAAAACAGAGCGAAUUUGAAAAAUCUGCUGAAUUCAAGAGGAAAAUGGCUAUUGCUUUAUCGUUUGUUCCUGUAGUAAAUCUGUUUGCAGCCCCACCUUUAUUCGUUGCAGCUAACAGUGAUAAGAAAGAUGCUCUUGUGCAGAGAACUGAAGCACAGGCAAAAGACGCUGCCGCAACAGCUGUUUUAGAGACUUUGAUUCCAGCGUUGACAGCUUUCACUGAAGGAUUGGGAACCGUGGCAGGAUUUUUGUCUGAAAUGGAGAGCGAAUUAAUUAAAUGCCAUGCGAACGGUGAAAGGUGUAUGAAAGAUAGUUUCAAAUCUUUUUCUGAUGUGAUGAAACUAGUUAACGCAUCAAAUAUCCUAAUGAAGUGCAAAGAUUUCAGAUGGGUUCUUCCUUCAGUAAAGACCGAUUUCCUAGCGAUCUGCCCAGACGAUGGUACUGAUGAUGAGGAGAUCGACCAUGAAUACGUGUUUACAAGAUUAAAGGAAAUGAUGAAAAUGACGAAUAACCUUCGUAAAAAACCUGGAAGGAUAAUCGAUAAUUUGAAAAGACACAUGUUUCGGCAACGAGAAUUGGCUAGUGGGCCUAGUGCUCGAGCUGAAACAUUCCAGUUUUAUGUUUGAACUUUCUGAUCUGAUCCAUGCAUCUUUUCUGGUUGGCUGAUGCGAGUUUGUCCACGAUAGUGUGUCAGUGUUUCAGAUGCAUCUUUGUAUGUAACUUUGUAUGCAACUUUACCGAAAAUGUUAAUAAAAUAGAGAAGCACAGUAUAAUAAUCAUAGGAACUUUCUCUCAGUUGCUGGUGAGCUUUGGGUGUUUACACCUAUUUAAAACAUUGUCAAAGAGAAAAAGAAUUUUUAUACUUUAUUCCAAUAGGAUAGUUAAAAAGACAAAGGAAGACCAUUCAGUCUCAUGAACACAGUACUCAAGGCAGUAACAAAGCGAAUAAAAGCACCGAACAAGCGAUCCUUUUUUUCACCAGGAGGGAUUAUGCUGCAUGUCAAACAACGAUUUUUUGUGACAUGUGCACAACUGUCAAACAUUUGCGUUGAUAACGAUGGAAAAAAGUGUAUAGUAUUUUGGUUCUUCUCUAAGCAGAUAUCUAGUUUUUAGACCCUGGAUCGUAUAUAUAGUUUUUAACUUAAAGUAAAGUUGAACUUGACCGCGGGUUUAAGUUGUAAAUAGUAACGGUUAAUUUCACAAUUUAGUCUCGAAUUAGAUUGUAAACAUCUCAAGAUCUAGUUGGUGAUAUGAUAUUUGACAAUAUCUUAAAAAAAAUAGCCCAAGAAAUUGUGUGCAUACAAUUAACUGCGUAACCAGGCAAUUUGUGCCAUAAUUUAGUAAAAAUGUAUUGCAUGAGGCAAUCAAUGGAUUGUGGGGAAUCAUCACAGAUAGCGUUGUUAGGAUAGGGAGCCCAACCAUUGCAAUCAUGUAACCAAUAAACAAAUCAAAACUU